Messenger RNA from Helicoverpa zea (corn earworm), 1459 nucleotides. RefSeq lists its product as uncharacterized. The transcript has a single exon. Bases 217 to 894 code for a protein of 225 amino acids. Lineage: Eukaryota; Metazoa; Arthropoda; Insecta; Lepidoptera; Noctuidae. The record is from RefSeq and is a predicted model, not a curated record.
AGAUUCUCUGAGCCUUUUAAAAAUAUAUUUAAUUCAGUUUUUUAAAUUAUUUUUAGUAAAAGUUUAAUUAUACUACUUAAUUAUUGGGUACUUACAUUAGGAGCCUUAAAUGUAACCUGAUUAAGUACUUAACACCACCUGCCACAUCACCAUCAACACUUGCACAUAGAAUAAUAUUAACAUAUUUACAAAGUCACUAUAAACAAUAUAAGGAAGAUGUCACAGUUAUCAGAAAUACUGUCGAUACAGAGAAGUCUUGAGGAGAGUUUCAGUCAGAAGAUGGACCAACUCGGAGCUCAAAUUCAGGCUGCAGGCCCUGCCAAGGAAACCGUCGCUAAAAUUGCUGAGGAGUUCCGGGCCUUCAGGGAGCUCAUCUUCAACGUGUUGGGUUUACUCAGGAAGCAGAUAGCCGAGUGUGCGCUGCACAUUGAUGGGUUGGAGAUGAGGCACCGUCGAAAGGCAUUGAUCUUUCAAGGGCUUCCUGAAGAAGAGAAUGAGGACUGCCCUUCCAUGGUCCUUGGUGUCCUCAGCAGCAAAUUGGGUCUAAAGGACAUAGCAGCAGCCAGCAUAAAAGUUGCCCACCGACUUGGCAGUCCUAGUAAGGAUCAUGCACGGCCCAUUCUUGUGAGGUUUGCUUCUUGGGAUGUCAAGUCAACUGUUUGGAAGGCUAAGACUAGGUUGAGAGGCACCAAAGUCUCAGUCAAGGAGUUCCUGACGAAAGCCAGGCAGUCCAUCUUCGCGAAGGCACGGCUGCAUUUCGGUAUGCGUGCUUGUUGGACACAGGAUGGCGUGAUAGUCAUUAAGGCAUCGGAUGGCAGCCGCCACAGGAUUGUGUCGAUGGAUGAGCUAAAGCCUCUCCUGGAGAAGUAUCCUUCAAAAACAAAUGCUGCAUAACUUCUUGAGAGGACCUGGAAACAUAUCUAUUAUUGGUAUGUGACUGACAUUUUAGAAUUAGAAAUGAAUCAUAUUAUUACUAUACUUACUCAUUGUUUAUUUUGAUAUUUUCGUAAUCUAAUGUUUUUAUUUUAUUUAUUUUUCUCUUUGUAAUGUUUUAUCCUUUUUUUUCCUUACCAAAUUUUGUUAAAUUUAUAGUAACUUUGUUAUUUCUAUUUCAAUUUGUUAAUUACCCGCAAAUAGAUUAAGAAUUAAUUAACGUUUGGAUAACUUAACUUCUAUUCUUGGUUACUUUACUUUUCACAAUCGCAGGUAGUAAUUGUCGAAAUGUCAUUGUCAGCUGUCACAUUACAAAAAUGUCAGUCAAUGCACGGAUCGAAUACCAUUCGUCCAGAAAUAGUUUCAUUCUUCUUUUAUUUAUUUUUGUAUCGUUUUUCAUUUCUUAUGGAUGUCAACUACGUUUUAUUUUUGUUUUAUGUUGCUGAUUCUAAUUAUUUAUUGGUGUUAGCUGGCGGGUGGAGGUAAAUUCUGUUGUUGUCUUUGUUUUUAAAAUUGCUAAUUAUUU